Molecule: messenger RNA, 2376 nt
Organism: Hypomesus transpacificus
Lineage: Eukaryota; Metazoa; Chordata; Actinopteri; Osmeriformes; Osmeridae
Product: clathrin interactor 1-like
Exons: 11
Coding region: 195-2054 (619 amino acids)
Biological process (GO): endocytosis
Cellular component (GO): clathrin vesicle coat; endosome; plasma membrane
Molecular function (GO): phospholipid binding; clathrin binding
Source: RefSeq, a predicted model, not a curated record
CGCCUCUUUGCGACUCUGACGUACGACCAACGUCUCCGUGGUAACUCGACCGGCCCGUGAACCGUUAACCGAGCUGGCUCAACGAAGGGGACCGGGGAUUGUGUUGUAAGUGUUAAGGAUCCAAGUCCAUCUGCGAGUGGCGAAGGAUUGGGAGGCGCAUUACUGCGGCGGAGAGCUCGUGUCAGAGCGUCAAAAUGCUGAAUAUGUGGAAAGUCAGGGAGCUGGUGGACAAAGCCACCAACGUGGUAAUGAACUACUCAGAGAUCGAGUCCAAGGUGAGGGAGGCCACCAACGAUGACCCCUGGGGACCUUCAGGACAGCUGAUGGGGGAGAUCGCCAAGUCCACCUUUAUGUAUGAGCAGUUCCCUGAGGUGAUGAACAUGUUGUGGACCCGGAUGUUGAAGGACAACAAGAAGAACUGGAGGAGGGUUUACAAGGCUCUGCUGCUGCUGGCCUACCUGAUCAGAAACGGCUCCGAGAGGGUAGUGACCAGCGCCCGGGAACACAUCUAUGACCUGCGCUCCCUGGAGAACUACCACUUCAUAGACGAGAGUGGGAAAGACCAGGGCAUCAACGUGCGUCAGAAGGUGAAGGAGAUGGUGGAAUUUGUGCAGGAUGAUGAUCGUCUGAGAGAGGAGAGGAAGAAGGCCAAGAAGAACAAGGACAAGUACAUAGGAGUGUCCUCAAACAGUACGGGAGGGAGCUUCAAGACCUCAUCCGAAUGUCUGGAGGGCGAGUCCAAGGGAAAGUGGGAGGAGGACUGGGACAAGAGCAAGGGGGCAUUCCCCUUCAGCGAGAAGCUCGGAGAGAUCAGCGAUAAGAUCGGCAGCACCAUCGACGACACCAUCAACAAGUUCAGGAAGAAGGACCGAGACGAUUCCCCAGACCGACUCAGUGAUGGCGAGGAUGACCGCGCCUCCAGGAACGGCCGGACGGGGAAGCUGGAGUUCAAAGACGAGGAGGAGACCGUGACGACCAAGAGCAUCCAGAUCACCCAGGCGACGGAGACGACCACCACCACCACGCGCAAGCGAGGCGGAGUUCCCUCCAAGACGGUGGACCUGGGCGCGGCCGCACAUUACACUGGGGACGGGGGCAGCCCUGUGGCUGAGAACGGCAAGUCGUCGGUCAGCCAGUCAUCCAGUAGUGGCCUUGCAGACCUGCUGAUGGUGGACCCUGGCUCCACGACCACUCCUCCUACAGGUGGAACCUCAGACCUCAUCGGGGGCUUUGCAGACUUCUCCUCACCAGCUGCCUCUGCCAGCCUGCCCUCUUCUGUACCUGCGCCGACCAAUAUGAACGGAGAGUUUGGCGACUGGAACGCCUUCUCCACAAGUCCGUCCGCCCCUGUAAAAAACGCCAUCACCGACCUGUUUGGCGGUGUCCAAUCAGCUCCAGCUCCCGCCUCCAACCCCGCCCCUCCCUCGGCAGACCUGUUUGACCUGAUGGGCGGGGCUAAUCACCACGCCAUGCUCAGUGCCUCUCAGAGCAUGACCUUCACUGUGGGCGGAGCCAGCAGUGGGCCCUGCCUCCCUCUGUCACACUCCCAUCAGAGUUUCGGGGCGUUGCGGGGCGUAGGUCUUCACACCCAGCAGCACAUGGGGCUGCAGAAGCCUGGAGGUCAGGGGUCACUGCCCUCCACCUGGUCUGACCCCAGCGUCAACAUCAACCUGGACUUCCUGUCAGCUGGUCUAGGAGAAAAGAACUCCCAGCCCAGCCUCAAUAACAUUAUCCAACAACAAGGCGUUCAGCCGCCCGUCAACCUGCCCCAUGGCUUUGGGGGCCUAACUCUGAACGCCCCACCUUCCAUAACACCCAUCAGGCCAUCUACCAAUCCCAUAAUGGCUAUGGGCAUGCCUGCCUCCAUGGCAACCGGGACCAUGGGGGUGGUCGGGGUGCCCGUGAACCCAGGGAUGAUGGGAUUGAACAUGAGCAUGGGGGUGGCGCCCGCUGGCAUGGGUAUGCCAGGCAUGGGCAUGGCGCCAACCCUCAACACCGCCAUGAUGCCACCCAAACCAGACGCCUUCGCCAACUUUGGCAACUUUGGCAAAUGAGAAGACUUUGAGCGGGGAGAUGGGGAAGCCAAGAUGGAAGGAUGGAGGAGAGGGAGGAGUCAGUGGUGGGUGGUCAGAGGGGAGGCACAGACUACUGGAACUAAACUAAGUAACAGUGUUACUAUACUCUGCCCCCUACACACCCCCUCCACCUUCUCUGGUAAGAUAUGAAGUGCAAAAACAGUCAGUUUGUUUUGGGCGGGGGGGGGGGGCGGGUUGGUCUAAUGUCAGAUAACGUCUAACCCUAACCCCCCCCCCCAAUGGUCUAAUGUCGGAUUUUGUAAAUGGCUGAGAACACAUACAUUCUAUACUUUGAAAGCAG